CUUGGAAAGGUCAAGUUGUGCUCUCAGGGUCGUUGGAGUUGUUGUGCCCCAGGGCAUUUUACAACUUGUGUUCUGGCUAUGUAGCACCUCUUGAUUCUGAAUGCGUGUUUUCCCCAAUGUUCAGAAGUCUGGCACCAAAAAUGUCUAAAAGUCAAGGAAGGGUGGAAAAAAGCUAAUUUCGUUAGCUCCACAUGACCGCUUUUAAAAGCGGCCAAUUGGCACGGCGUAUUACCUAAUUUAGCAAGAACAGGGAGAUAAAGCGGACAUUACCUAAUGAAAUCCGGUGUCGACUCAGUUUGCACUGCAACUAAAAGUCGCCUUCUCUCACUCUCGGGAAGUUAUGAGACAAUUCGCCUAAAUGUCCCUACUUUUUUUCUUUUUCCAAAUUUAUUUCACUGGAUUAUACUCCUUGGAUAACAUCUACAAACCCUAAUCCUUCCGAAUAAUACUUACACUCUUACCAUCUCUACCACUACGGGGUUUGAAUUGAUAACUGCAUGUGGUGUGGCAACUCGAAAUGAUAUGGUCAACCCUAUAAGAAUGGAAAUUGAUUUAACUACCCAAGUGGCUGAAGCUGCAAAUAUUGAUCGGAAUCUAGUCAGUCGUGUGAUUCCAAUGUUUGAAAAUGGUUAUACUGUGCCAUUUAUUGCACGUUAUCGAAAAGAAGUAACUGGAGGCGCAGAACCAACAGUGUUGCAUAGACUGAAGGAAAAAAUGAAUGACUGCAAAAUGCUUGUUGAUAAAAUCGAGAAAUCACUCCAGUUUUUUGAUAAGAGUGGAUUACUAACGAAUGAAUUAUCGCAACAGUUAAUGAAAUGCAAAACAACUGAAGAUAUUAAGCUUUUGGGAAAUCCCUUCAAAUCUAAGGGUCCACGCACGCUCGCAGGUCGAGCAAAAGCUGUCAAUCUGGAACCUAUUGCUUUGGACAUACUUCAUUCAAAUAGGUGUGUUGAUAUGUAUGGUCUGGCACCGCCAGAAGCUAAAAAGACUUUUACAUCGAAAACGGCCCUCGAAGAUGCUGUAUCUCAUAUCAUUGCUGAUAUUUUUGCUAAGGAUUUAGAUAUAAUCCGAAAGGCUGAGGAGUUAUGUUCAAAGUACAGUGCUACACUUGUCACAGCUAGGAAAUCAAAACGUGGUAAGAAAGGUGAACAAUCGUCAGGAGGUAGUCUUCCAAACACUAUGUCCAUUGAUUUUGAUGAGAAUGAGAAUGCUGAUUAUGCUGAAUGUGUUCAGAAUUCGCAUUCUUUUAUGAAUGAUACUAGUAAUAAUUUUAAAAAGGAUGAUUUGGUUACAUUUAAAAAUUAUUUAAAUUUUUCUCGCCCCGUGACAUCGAUAUUAGCACACCAGGUGUUAGCUAUUAAUCGAGCCAACGAAAGGGGUGUGAUUACCGUAAAAAUCCACUUGUCACCACAAGUACAACAUAAUUGUGCAACAUUUGUAUCUCAAAAAUAUUUUCCUACGACCAACCGUAUUCAUUGGGAUUUUGUAAUGUCAGCUUUCAAUGAUGCGUGGAAACGUUUAAUUGAUCCACAUUUGGUGCGUAGUAUACGCACUAAAUUAACAACUUCAGCUCAAGAUGCAUCUCUUGAAGUAUUUUCAGAAAAUCUCCGACGUCUCCUAAUGACGGCACCGUUACGUAUUCCAGUUUCAUCAAGUGAUUCCACAGUGAAGAGUGACAAUGAUAUUGGCAUGAUAUCUUCAGCGUCUGGUGCACCAGGUGAUCGUCUUCCUGUGAUUGGAUUAGAUCCAGGCUGGAGAAAUGGUUGUAAAUGGGCUGCAUGUGAUCCUCAUGGAAAUGUUCUAAGCACAGGUAUUCUAUGGCCACCGCAUACAUUGUCUGCCAUUCCACCGAAGAAAUUGAGCAUGCAAAAUGAACCAAUGAGUAAUAAUGGUUUGGGUGCAUUGACUGCAGCUAUGCAACGUCAUCAAAUCGAGACAAUAGCUCUUGGUAAUGGUCAAGGUAGUCGGCAAACUGGUUCUUGGUUGGCACAUUUAAUAGAAAUUCAACAUUUCAAACCUUUAAAUGUUCGCUAUGCUGUUGUAAGUGAGUGUGGUGCUUCAUAUUACAGUGCGUCAAAUCUAGCUUGUACAGAAUUACCAGAUUUAAAUGUUAGUUUCCGUGGUGCAGUGUCUAUAGCUAGACGUUUACAAGAUCCUUUAGCUGAACUAGUUAAAGUUGAACCGAAACAUUUAGGUGUUGGUAUGUAUCAGCACGAUAUACCAGUCAAUCAAUUAACUUCCGCUGUUCAUAAUGUCAUGGAAGAAUGUAUAAGUUUUGUUGGUGUUGAUUUGAAUGCAGCUCCAUUGCAUAUUUUAUCACGUGUUGCUGGUUUAUCUGAGAUGAAAGCCAAAGCAAUUUUAACAUAUCGUUCACAAAUUGGUCCCUUCCGUUCAAGAGCUGAUCUUCUUAAGGUUAAAGGUAUUGGACAAGCUACGUUCGCUCAAUGUGCUGGAUUUGUACGUGUCAAACCCACAUAUUCUACAACCACUUUAGAUGGGACUAAGGAUGUUGAAAUGAUUUCCAUUUCGAGUGGUGAUGAUGAUGGUGAUGAUUUAACUUGUGAUACUAAAAUAACCAAUAUUUCCACUGGUAGCACUAAACGUAAACAUAUAUCCAAUGAAUUUAACAAGAAACGUAAAAAACCUCGAAUUAUGGAGGUAACAGUUACUGAUCAAUCCGAUGUGAAUUGUUUUAAUCCAUUAGAUCAGACUGCUGUUCAUCCUGAUUCAUAUGAAGUCGCAGCAAGUAUUAUUUCAUUGCUCCAAUUAAAUCUGACAGAUUUUUGUUCCAAAACUGUUGGACUUGAUACUUUACGUGAUAUUAUCGUAGCACUAACUCGUCCUUUGGAUUUCGAUGAGCGUCAAGACUGUUUUACUCCAUUGUUUCAUUCGACCGUGAUGAAAAUAUCAGAUUUACGUAAAAGUAUGCAAGUGAAAGGUCGUGUAGAGAAUGUCACUACUUUUGGUGCCUUUUGUGACAUUGGUGUUGAAGAAAACGCGUAUAUUCCAAGACAUGCAUAUCCUCGAAAUUGUCCAACUUCCAACCUAAAAAUUACCAAUGAUACUUCUGCUGGAAUUGGCGUCAGUGACGGCGGUAAUAUUCAUCACAAAAUGUUCACUUUACGUUUGGGUGAUCGAAUCAAAGCUAUUGUUUCGAGUGUUGAUAUUAAGUAUAAACGAGUUGCAUUGGAUAAAGUUUCUGUAAUGACGUGGACGUGA
This is a messenger RNA of Schistosoma intercalatum, 3219 nucleotides long. Lineage: Eukaryota; Metazoa; Platyhelminthes; Trematoda; Strigeidida; Schistosomatidae. The record is from the annotation of a GenBank genome assembly.